Molecule: messenger RNA, 2563 nt
Organism: Paramecium pentaurelia
Lineage: Eukaryota; Ciliophora; Oligohymenophorea; Peniculida; Parameciidae
Source: the annotation of a GenBank genome assembly
AUGAGUAAAAAAAUAGAGGGAACUGAAAAAUAAAAUUAAUACCAAUAGAAAUUACAAAAAAUCUACAAUUAGUGUCAAACUGCAACAAAAAAAAUAAGAUUAGGCCUGUUGGAAGGAUGUGAAAUAAAAAUUUCAAACAAAGAUAUCAUAUAUAUUUUCGAGUACUUGUAUUUAAAAUUUUAAGUGCUAUUUAUGCUUUGACAAAUGAAGUUGGAAAUGCUUAAGCAUAUAAGAAUUCGACCAAGCUAUAAAAUAAUAAUAGAGUAGAGAAGGUUGAUUAAGAAUUGAUCUAAUAUUUUCAGGAUAUUUUGAAUGAAUUCAUUGCUGAUAUCUAUCAGAGACUUAAUGAAUUUUCAGGGGAGAAAGAGAGUGUAUAAAUAAGUAUUAAUAUAUUCAGGUACUCUAAAUUGUAUCAAAAACAUACCAUGAUUACAAGGCUUAUUCAUAUUGGCUAUACAAAAUGUUCUAUUAUUUGGAUAAAUUUAUUAUGCCAUAAGUUGGAACUACUUUGUGUAGCACUUCUUUAAAAUUAUUAAAGGACGGUUAUUUUGAUAAGUGUAAUAAAUUAAUUUUGAAUACGAUUUUACAAUUUAUAUAGGAAACAAGAAAAAAUGGAAUAUUGUUAAAUAAAUAAAUCAAACAACUUAUUCAAUUGUAUUCUGUAAUGGGUUCUAAAGAAGUUGAAUUAAAGUAUAUGAAAGAAGUUGGAGAAUAUGAUUAUAUUUGCAAAAAGCAAGAAGAUGCAUAAAGAUUCUAUAAAGAACAAUUCUAAUCUCAUCUUUUGACUGAAGUAACAUUUUAAAUUCAUGUAUAUAUAGACUUCCAAAUUCUACAAGGAAGAGAUAGAUAAUAAAUAAAAAUUUACUACUCCAGAAUUUGUUAAUUGGGGAAAUUCCAUUUUUAAACUGGAAUUGAAUAUGUGUAUAGAAUGUUAUCCAAAGAGUUAAUAGGCUAUUGAAAAUAAACUAAAAAUAAUAUUAGUCAAAGAUUAAGCAGCUAGAUUGGUAGAUUCACCUACAGGUGUAGGUUAUAUGUUAUAAUAUGACAAAACUGAUGAAUUAAAAUAAUUAUUUUCAUUUAUAUACAGAACUAAGGAAUGUAUUACUCAUAUUGCAAAGGCUUAUCAAAAUUUUUUUGAAUAAUAAGGAUAAUUAAUUAAUAAUUCUAUUGAACAAGAAUUAUAAUAAAUUAAAGAUGGUCGUUAAAUGCGUAAUUAAUAUAAUAUAUUCAAAAAUAGAUGAAGCUGAAAUAUAUUUUACUAGAAUGUUAGAAGUAAUGGAAAAAGCUUAAAAUAUAUUAAAAAAUUAAUUAUAAGAUGAACCAGAAAUUUAAAAAUCUUAUAGUGGAGCAUUUAUGUUAGUGAUAAAUAAAAAUGAGAAAUCACCUAUUUGGUUAGCCAUUUAUACUGAUAUCAUCAUAAAAAGUGAUAAGGGAGUAAAUGAGAUGGAAACAGAUAAAAGAUUAAGUAAAAUUGUUUCUCUCUUUCAAUUACUAUAUUAAAGAGAUGUAUUCUUUAGACAUUAUUAAAAAUUCUUAUCAAAUAGAUUACUAAAUCAAUAAAUAUAAAAUAUUUAAUUAGAGAAAUAACUCUUGUAAAAAUUCAAAGGAGAAACUGGUACUAAUGUAUUGUAAUUAUUUAAAUCAUAUUUAGAACUCAAUUAUCUAGUAUGAUAAAUGAUAUUGAAUAAUCUAAUAGAUUUGCAUCUGAUUAAUAAAUUAAUAAGGAUACUAAAUUUGAUUUGAAUGUUUUUUUAUUAUCUUAAGGAUGUUGGCCAAUCACUUCUAUCUAAGAUAGUAUAAUUAAGCCACUUCAGAUAUAACAUGUUUUGGAGUAUUUUUAAUAAUAAAUUUAGAAAUUAUGAAAAAAUGUAUUUAGAAAAACAUAAUGGAAGAAUACUUACUUGGUGUUUUAAUAUGGGUUAAGGAGAAUUAAUAUAUAAAAUAUAAGCAGAAAAAUAUUAUUUGAAUGUAAAUACAAUGUAAAUGAUUGCUUUUCUCUUAUUCAAUUAAGGAGUUUCAUUCUCAAUCAAAAAUAUCUUGGAAUUGACUAAAAUAGAUAAAAUAGAUUUAGAAAAUUCAUUAAUUCCUUUUGUUUGCAUGAAAAUCAUUUCAAGAGAUAAAUAGGAUAUUGAAGAUUUUUCAGAUGAAAAUGAAAUAUUAAAAUUAAAUAUGAGUUUCAAUAAUAGAGCAAAGAAAAUGAAAAUAUUGCCUAAUCCUAAAAUGUAACCAAAAAGAAUUGUAAAAAAGUGUUUAUUUAUUAUCUAGAGUAAAGUCAAGGAAUAAAAUCAAGAAGAAUUAUAAUAGAUGGAAUAAAUUAACAAAUAAAGGGAAUUUGUAGUUGAUUCUUAAUUGGUUAGAUUGAUGAAAUCAAAAAAGACUAUUAAACAUCAUGAAUUACUUGAAAAUUGCUAAUAAAUGAUUUCAAUAUUUAAACCUGAUAUAUUAUUCAUUAAAAAGAGAAUAGAAAAUUUGAUUGAAAGAGAAUACAUUAGGAGAGAUGAGAAAGACUGGUAUUUAUCAAUAUUAACAAUUUAUUAGGAAUAUUUAUCAUUAUUUGAAUUGA